GGGAGAAGGGCAGGAAGGCACUGAGCCAAGAGAGAGAGAGCAGGGAAAAGUUGAGAGAGAACCAGAGGGGCAGGCUAGCAGGCAAAGGGAAGAAGAAACUGGGGCUCUGCUAUGCAGGAAGACUGUCCGAUCCAGCAGCCAUAAGUCACCGGGGCUACUGCAUCAGCACUCUUUCUGUCCAUCCUCUCGCUCUCUCUCUCUCUCUUUCUCUCUCUCUCUGACUGGGGCUGCAGCCUGCCUUUUUCUGCAGAGGAAGCCCUGGCUGGUGGAAUCUACUUGAAUGCACCCUGACUGACUGGCUGUGCGCAGUGAUUCUCCCCUGCUCUGCUCUGCCGUGCGUUUGUCCUCACUGACUCAGCUGUGCUCUGUAGUCAGCCUGCUGGUCCAGCCUCUUGGGAACACAGCCACAGGAAGAGUCCUUCUGACAGGAGUGUUGUGGGGCUGGCAGGCAGACGCACCACAACCAGGACUGGCUAACAACACAGUGGGACGUGGUACCUCGGUUGGGAUCAGAUCAGACACCCAGGCACAACACACAACUAGACCAGUGGGACGCUGGGUUACAUCCACCUGAACACCAGAGGAGUUUUUGACGGGAUAACUCCAGCCCAACGGACCCCGGGCUGGAUCCCACAGCAGGGGGUGUUUUGGACGGGUUCAGACUGCCAUGGAAGUCCAGGGGAGUGGGGCUGAGCAGCCCAGGUCCAGGUGUCUGUUCUCCAGCCUGAUCAUCACUCUGCUGCUCAGUGUGUGGUCUGCUCAGGGCCUGGAGAUGUCCACAGGGAAGGUCCCAUUCAUGGAGGCGCUGAACGGCAGUACUGUGCUGCUACCCUGCACCUAUGCCAGCUGUAUCGGCAUCAAAAACCUUUACUUCAACUGGCAGUACAAUGACAAUGGCACUAUGCAGAAGGUUUGUGAGUCAGUGAUUCCGUCAGACGGGAUGGAUCCUCAUCCAGUGAGUAUCUACCGAGAGCGGGUGGAGUUUAUCGGCACCAGUGAUCACAACAACAUCUCCAUCCUGCUAUGGAACAUCACCUUUGAGGACGAGGGCCAGUACACCUGCUUCGGACGCAACCCCAAAGAGAAGGGCAAGAACCACAGCGCUAUCUUUACCCUUGUCGUGGUGGACGAGUUACGAGUGGUGGACAACACUCUCACCAUCAUAAUUGCUUCUGCAGUGGGCGGAGCCAUCGCCCUGCUGAUGACUUUCAUGCUGGUGAAGAACUUCAUCCUUUUCGUUCUCUUCAAAAUCGAGGAGAGGAAAAAGAUCGAGUGCCUUGUACAAUCUUCCUCAGCUGAUGAAACAAACAAUGUCUCAGGAUCCAAAACUUCAAAACCACUGACACCAAAGAAGAAAUAAGAGUACUUGCAUGUAUGUACAUCCAUAUAUAAAUAUACAGUUAUAUCUAUGCAUAUACUGUAUUUUUAUCCAUAAAAAUGUGACUCCAUGGGCAGGUUUCUUGGGCAGGUUUUUUGGACUGAGAAGCACGUCUGAUGGAGAGACUUCAUUGAAAGUGUUUGUUAGUCCAAUAAGCUUAGGCUGUGUCCGGGAAACCUCCCCCAUACGUUCAAGUUGAUAUCUCUUUUUUUUUAUUAAGAACUGAACCUAGGACUGUUUUUCAUAUGAUAUUAAAAAGAAAAUAGAAUCUUAAGUCGGGGAAUAAUGCUAUGUAAUAACGCUGUUUAAACUGUGCUGGAUCCUACUCCUCUCUUCACUAACCAACCCCACUGCCCUGGGUUCAACUGAAACUGUCUACAAAAUCAAAUGUUGUGUUUGUAGAAAAUAUAUGGGAUAUUAUUCACAGUUUAAUUCAAUCUCGAGUGCCAUUCUGCCACUUCAGAUCAGCUUUAGUCCUAUUGCAUAAUACCACUGAUUCGCAUCAAGUUUAGUUUAGUGCUGUUUAGAAUACAAUAUUAACUCUGCUAUUCCUAAAGUAAUUAAUGAACCCUGUUGCAUCAUAUUUAGAAACUAGGGUCUCUAAAGGGUUUUGCUGCGUUGAGGAGUGAGAAAGGAUCCAGUUCAGAACAUAAUACAUUUUCUUUGCUUGAUAUAAUACACUGGUGCCUGUUAGCGCUUCUAUCUUCCUCUGCUGGUAGGAAGACUAAAUACUGCAAAACCAUUUACCAAACGCAAAGGAAUAAUACUACAAGCUGAUGAAUGAAAUGAUAGACAAUCCCUUAACCAACCCCCUAGAAAGAGGAAUAAACCUCUAAUAAUGCUGCUUUCAAGACAAAUAACCUUAAUGCAUUUAUAAGCAUGUGAAACCCCAAGGCAGAUGUAGAGACAAUGCUUGACAAUAGAAAUGUACUCUCUCGUGUUCUUUUCUGGAAUCCCAGAUUUAACCACAUGUAAUGUGUUUAGUUCUGCUUUGAAGCUGGUUCCAAAUCCGCUGAUAUCAUGCCAACCCUCACCACAUCCAGUGGUUGGCAAGGCUAUGCACUGUAAACUACUAGGUAGUGGGUUCACUGGCUUGAACAUGAACGUAUCAGACAGAAACACACCCCACAUUCCUAUUGUAUGUCCACGGACAAAUAGCUGUCUCUUUGUUGUUCUGAACACAUUUACACAGACCAAUGUUUUUACACACUGCAAUAAGUACUCACGUGCUGCAGCGCAGCGGAAUUUAUGAUGGUUCAUUCAUGGCUCAUGAUUCAACACAAAUUCACCAUGUGCGGAAAACAGAUAUCCCUCAUCUACAGUCAUUACGGAUACCUCCACUAACUACACCAUAAAGAGAUGCAUGGGGCAGCAGUUGUUGCAGGUAGAGUGAUAGACGGGGACAGAUCUUUACUGGACAGUGUAGAAUAGACACACAACUAAUAUCCCAUAUUCAGCCCAUUUAUUGUGCCAAACUGGGAUAACCCUGAUAAACCCACAUCUGAUCAGGAAUGGGAUAACCCUGAGAAACCCACAUCUGAUCAGGAAUGGACUGGGAUAACCCUGAGAAACCCACAUCUGAUCAGGAAUGGACUGGGAUAACCCUGAGAAACCCACAUCUGAUCAGGAAUGGACUCCUUUCAUGGGGUUCCUAAGUUACUAUGGAAAUCAAUCACUAUUGAACUGCUAUGGCAUAUAUCCAAUAGUGGCACGUUUAAGACACUGAAUGUCUUGUUUCAAAAUACCUCCAGUGUGUGGGAAAACAUGCGUGUUCAGGGGAGAACUUCAUGUCUAUGUCCAUUGUCUAGGACCUUGCUGCAUCUGUCAUUGUAUAAACAUAACAAAUAUACAGUGGGGCAAAAAAGUAUUUAGUCAGCCACCAAUUGUGCGAGUUCUCCCACUUAAAAAGAUGAGAGGCCUGUAAUUUUCAUCAUAGGUACACUUCAACUAUGACAGACAAAAUGAG
Messenger RNA from Salmo salar (Atlantic salmon), 3344 nucleotides. It is a transcript of the gene scn4bb, whose product is annotated as sodium channel, voltage-gated, type IV, beta b. Gene Ontology annotation, cellular component: voltage-gated sodium channel complex; plasma membrane. Gene Ontology annotation, molecular function: sodium channel regulator activity; transmembrane transporter binding. Gene Ontology annotation, biological process: regulation of sodium ion transmembrane transporter activity; cardiac muscle cell action potential involved in contraction; regulation of ventricular cardiac muscle cell membrane repolarization. The record is from RefSeq and is a predicted model, not a curated record. NCBI's taxonomy places the organism in Eukaryota, Metazoa, Chordata, Actinopteri, Salmoniformes, Salmonidae.